CCAUGGACCAGAGCACGCCAGGCACCACGGAUGCUUAGGCUGCCUAAUAAAUCUGUUAGCCUUCGAGGUGCCACAAGCCUCUGGGCUGCUCUUUGUUACAUCUUCGUGGAUGCUUCAGCUGAGAUUCCUGCAUUGCAACGGGGCAACUUUACGAUUCUAGGACACCCGACGAUCAGCGACCUCCUUUCUGCCAAGCGGGCACGGCCGGCCCUCCUGGCCUCCCCGGGAAAUCCGCCUCUUUCCUGGGCACUUGGGAAAGCGGCUCCAGGCUGAAAGAGGCCCCAUCGCGGCAACUUUAGCCCUGGGGGCGCACGCUUCUUUCCCUCCCGUGCAAGCCCCCCGUUCCUGUCCCCCCCCCCCGCAAGAUCGGCCAUGUUAUGGAGGCGGAGAGGAACCGGAUUCGCUCCCUGUCCUGCUCCGGAAGCGGCGGGGCGAAUGGGAAGGGACGCGGAAGGGAGGCGCGAAAGCGGCGUUGCGCACUCUGCCGAAGCCGCGAGCCGAUGGGCAAGAAGGAGCGAGGUGAGGAGCCGGAGAGGCAGCCCUUUCCUUUGCAAGGGGAGCGGAGCCCAGAGAGAUCGUCCCGACCGAGUGGUCCCCAGGGAUCUCAUUCCCUACGCAUCCCUAGCAAGGGAGAUUUCCAAAUCCUGGAAGCCCUCGGGGGUCCCUGUUUUCUUUCGUUGGGGAGGGCUUGAUUACCUUACCUCUUUUGAACUGUAGGAUGCAUGACGGGAUAAGUAAAAGAGAGCAUACCUUUUAUUAUCUUAGGCACCUUUGUCUUUUUUCAACACAUGCCUAUUUUGGGGAACGCAGCUGUAAAAAGGCGUCUUUUUUUCUGGCAGCUACAAAAUCGGUAUCUACAGUUAGGCAGGCCGAUUAGCUAUACUUGCUCCCGAGCCCUGUUUUAUUCACUUUGUGUUUUUAGGCAUAGCUUUCCGGUUUGAAAAUUCAGCUCUCCUAAGUCACGUGUUGCGUACUGCUUUUCAAAACAACUUUUGUGAAUAAAAAGAAUUUCUGCAUGCAUCUAUGUGCUAGGGGCCCAAAUCGAAGAUUGGAACUGGCAGUUGGAGUUCAAUGAUAAAAUGCAGGCCCUUCCAGCAGGAAGUUUCCAGGUUUUUAUCAUCAACCCCUUACGGUUAAGAAGAGUUUGGAAGCUUAGCAGGGUGAAUGGGCUGACUGAAUGUCUCAACAUUAGCCUCUUCUAGGGUUCAUUUAAAUUAGUAAUAUAGCUGUCAAGGAGCAUAGAGAGAACAGAUUUUUGGAGCAACACUGGUGGAAUGUUUGGAGUGUGACUCCUGAGAAUUGGCUGGAUUGGAAGCUUGGUUCUUCAGUGAUGUGUUUGAGUUUGACACUCCUGCUUUAGAGGGCCAAUUUGUCUUGGUUUAUUUGACCUGGUACUCCUCUUGCUGCCCAGUGAAUACUUCUCUCUCCAUAACUGUGUGUUGGCGGUAUAAACAACCCAGUCUGUGCCUCUUGCUAAUUAUUUUUUUAAAAACUCUUUAGUGGCAUGACUUUCAGAGGCGUAUUAGUCCAUGGAAGUUGUAAGCAGACAUAUGUGCAUUUGAAGGAAAACACAUUAUCAGUGCUUAGCUUGCAAGCACAUUUCACUUCCAUUUUUAAAGCAAAUGAGUGUGCGGUUGUCAAUCAGUUAUGUCACUCUGUUUUGGGUCUUUUCUCUUGCUCUGGAUUUUUUUACAUGGACAUUUCUUGGAAUGUAGAAAAUACAUUCACAAUAUGUGAAUGUAAUGCUAUUUGCUACACAUUCAUUUGCUACAAAUAUUUUCAUGGUAGGGAAUCUAAUUUUGUCCUAAUAACAGGAAAGGCUGAUAAUAUCCUAUAGCCAUAUGCGUUUUCAAUGAGACAAAAAAGCGGAUGCAAAAUGAGGGAAGUCUAGUCCUAAUAGUUGCCCUGCUCCACAUAUUCUGUCAGGUGGGGGGUGGUAGCUGGGCGUAGUUUGUGGGAAAGCCUUCCCAGUCAAAUUGGGACCCCUGUCAAGCCUGGUUAGAUCUGAGGACCAAAUGUCCCCCGUCAGGGAGCAACUUUUGGUUUUCUGAAGAUUCUUCAUAGAGAAAGGGCAAAGGGGUUCCAUAUGGGUUUCUCUACAGACAGUAUAGUAUUGUAAAAUUCAGCGCCUGUGAUUUGUUUAGCAGGAAAAAAAAUUCUGAGUUGCGGGUGUGUUUUAAACCGCUUGGGCCUUGGUUUUCAGAUAAGAAGAAAUCUAAGAAACGACACUAUGAGGAAGAAGACGAAGAAGAAUAUGAUAUCUCAGGCAAAGAGUCCCAGGAAGCCGUUCCCUCGGCAGCAGGGAAGCAAGUGGAAGAUUCCUCAAACAAAAUAGAUGAAUAUGGAGCGAAAGACUACAGGAACCAGAUGCUCUUAAAGGCUGAUCAUUCCUCACGCCCCUUGUGGGUGGUAAGUUCCAUGAACUUGGAAUGCUCACGUUUCGGCAAAGGAAAUGUAUCAAAGUAUUUGGAUAUAUUGAGCUGGUUUGCAUGUGAUGCUGAGCCAAACUAUGGCUUAGUGUGAACACAGAGGUUCCCAGAGAGGAGAUUGCAGCCGGUGUGCUUCUUCUAUUAUGCUCUUGCACUGACGUGAGCUGUCCCAACCUAGACUCAUGGAUUGGAAUAAUAUAUGAGUGCAGUGGGACUUCUGCCAUCUGGUGCACGGCAUUUCCAGGAGAACACUUAAAAGUGAUUUAUUCCCCACAGGUGUAUUUUCUUCAGACUGCUUGGUAGCCUUUAAAAGUUACCUUUCUUCCAAGGAGCUCACAGCUCGGGGUAGCAUGCAUGGAUGCUUACAACACACAUUUGCCCUUACAACAACCGUGUGAGGUAGGCUAGGCCAUCAGUAUAUAGUGGCCCCAAAUCACCCAAAGUGAAGCUUCAUGGCAUUUGAACCUGGGUCUUUCCAUUCCUGCUCCAACCACUACACAAUUGGCUUUGGGUGAAAUUGUUUUAUUAUUAAUUUUAAUUAUGGAUAGGUUUUUUUAAUAUUCAGAUUUAUGCUUCUUACGUUGCCAUUGGGUUUUAUUUGUUGGUGAACUGCCUUGGUAUUCUCGAAAAAAAGGGUGGGAAAUAAAUUCUUUUAAUAAUGAUGAACAUACAGAUAAUAUAAAGUAUUAUUACCAUUGAUGCUUGCCUUUUUUGUAGGCCCCUGAUGGCCAUAUUUUCCUCGAGGCCUUUUCACCUGUUUACAAGUAUGCCCAGGAUUUUCUAGUUGCCAUCGCUGAGCCUGUUUGCCGACCCACCCAUGUCCAUGAAUACAAGUUGACGGCUUACUCUCUCUAUGCUGCUGUCAGCGUGGGCUUGCAAACGAGUGAUAUCACCGAAUAUUUGCAGAAGCUAAGUAAGACUGGAGUGCCAGAUGGGAUCGUUCAGUUUAUCAAGGUAAGCGGUUAAUCAUUAUCAGCUUGCUUUAUAUUUUAAAACUAAUAAUAUAACAACAACAACAACAGUCUGUUGCUGUGCUUGGAGCUGCCCAAGAACAUCGGUGCACAACUUAACAAGAUCUUCAAUAGAUGAGUGGUGGAGACUUGCCAGUCCCAAAGUCACUCAUUUAAGUGGGGCACAGCAGCGAAAAGAAGGAGGAAGCUAAACACUGAGGAUCGGGCAUCAUGAAGAAGUGUAUAGGUAGCUCAGUGGAGCAAUGCUCUAUGGAUGCUGCAAAAGCACAGCCACUUGCUGCUGUGAACCUCGGCCAGGAUUUUGCAAGCUACAGUGGUGCCUCGCAAGACGAAAUUAAUCCGUUCCGCGAGUCUCUUCAUCUUGCGGUUUUUUUCGUCUUGCGAAGCACGGCUAUUAGCGGCUUAGCAGCUAUUAGCGGCUUAGCGGCUUUAAGAAAAAGGAAACAAACGCGCAAGAACUCGCAAGACGUUUCGUCUUGCGAAGCAAGCUCAUAGGGAAAUUCGUCUUGCGGAACGACUCAAAAAACGCAAAACCCUUUCGUCUAGCGAGUUUUUCGUCUUGCGAGGCAUUCGUCUUGCGGGGCACCACUGUAGUUCUGGUCAAAGCUGAGAGCGGAUCUUUGGUAUCAGGUCAUUAUGGGGCUAAGCCAUGGUGUCUGUCUUCCACCCCUGGGCAUAACAUUUAGGAGAACUUCUCAUGUGCAUUCUACCCUUCACAUAGUGAGCACUGCCUCAUUGCCAGUAGGUGCCAUGGCAUGGAAUGAAAGUGGGGAAACCUGCUGUGUGAUGCGCAGGAUUCAUGUGGCCAUGGGAGUUGUCUAAAUCUCAGGUAGCCAACGUAGUGCCCUCCAGAUGUUGUUCAACAACUCCCUUCAGCUCCUGCCAGUAUGGCCAAUGGUUGAGGAUGAGAGGGCCUGGCUGCCCAUGUUCUAAGCCAGGGUUUCCAGUUCCCUGCUGUUUUUAGACUACAGUUCUCAUCAUCCCUGACCAUUGGUCCUGCUAGCUAGGGAUGAUGGGAGUUGUAGCCCAACAACAGCAGGAGACCCAAGUUUGGGAAAUGCUGGUCUAAUCCAAGUUUUUGAAAAUGUGGGGCCUUUGUUCUCUUUCAUGAUUCAGGCAACUUGACCAUGUAGCCUGCCUUGUUGGCGAUCUUGUGAAAUAAGCUGCAACAUUACUCUCGCCAUGUGUAUAAUGCAAAUUGAAUAUCUUCAGGAGUUCUGUUUCCAAUGCUUAUUAUUGUUUUGCAGCUUUGUACGGUCAGCUAUGGGAAGGUAAAGCUGGUCCUGAAGCACAACAGGUAAGCAGGUGUUUGCUUUUUGAGUUGCAGGGGAUUAUUUCCCAACCCAUUCCCAAAUCCCAAAUAAUAGCUGAUUACUGAGUUUCGGCUGGGGUGCUGCUUGAGUGAAUUAUCUUCUGUUAUAGAACGCCAUUGCAGAAAGCAGUGUGAUUGGAGAAGCAAUGUUCUUAACACACUGCCUCUUUAAAAACUGUCAUCAAGUAUUAACUGUGCCAUUACUUCACAGUUGUCCUAAAAGUACAUGACACAACAUCCUAGCAAAGUGUGUCAUACAGAGGAGCAACAUGCCCCGUGGAGGCAGACCUUCUGUAAAAUGGUGGUAGAUGUUGUUAACAUUUGUGAAAUCUAUAGAAUUCCCUCUCCUUUUCUCUAAUUCCUAGGUAUUUUGUAGAAAGCACCCAUCCUGAAGUCAUUCAGCAGCUUCUCCAGGACCCGGUUAUUAGAGACUGCCGGCUGAGGAAUGCAGAAGGGGAAGAAACUGAACUCAUCACUGAAACAUUCACGAGUAAAUCAGCUGUACGUUGAGAUUCUGGACCACCUUUUUAUGUAAUAUGUCCCCUUCUUUCUUGACUAGAAGCUGUAGAAAAGCUUACCUUCCUGCUGUACUCAUCCCAUUGAGUUUCCCACUCCAUUGGAGGUAUCAGAGAUGGCCAUGAGGCAUGUUGGUUACAUGUUUCACUGGGACACUCUACUUCUCUUCUUCUGCCAGCUGUCCUCACUGCUGUAUGGCAGUGAUGUGGGGCUCCUGCUUAUUUGCAGCCUGUAUUGGAGUACAGCUUGUCUCAUUAGUUGCCUUUUACAAGGUCCAGCUAAUUGACAGAACUUAAGCCUCUUUCUAGCCACCUUUUCCUCUAGCCUGAUGAAUUUCUGUUCUAGAUUGCCAAGUCUAGUGAAGGGGGCAGUGGCCCUUCGACGUCGCAAGGGACAGAUGCUCAGGGUAAACCAGGUGUUCCUGCUGACUUAUUUGAGUUUUACGAACAAAUGGAUAAGGAUGAAGAGGAGGAGGAGGAAACCCAGACUGUGUCUUUUGAAGUGAAACAGGUAAAAAACAACCACACCCAUAAAUUUGAUGGCACCCCCAUUGAGGAGUACCCUAGCCACAGCAUAUUGAAUAUGAAUUAAUUCAGUUUUGCAGUAACAGCAUGACUUGGCAGGACAUGGUUCUCCGUGGUUGUUGUCAGCCCUUUGCUGCUUAGUUUGAAGAGCCAUUUUCCUUCCUCCCAGGCUCAGUUGUAUCUGUGGGUCCUUCAGUGAUCUUCAGUUUUGCAUGCCACACUUCAGCCAACUGCCUUGGCAGUUUUGUGUGACCGCAGAACAAUGUCCUUUAAACCAGUAAGACCAAAUGUUCCUUAGAAACUGAUUUCUAUUGUAGUAUGAUCAUUUGUCUGCAGCUGAUAAGGUGAAGUGGAUCUUGGCCAUGUUAAUGCAAACUCUUAACCUACGUUUAGCACGGCAAAGUAUAUUGAAUGGUCUUUCAACAGGUAUACAGAGGAAGAACCAAGGCUACACAUUCUGUUCCAAGGAGAAUAUCCUAAUUCAUGCUUAGUUUGGUCUGUGAACAUUGAUAGUGGCUGCUCUUCCCUUCCACAGAAAUAGAAUAGAAAUUGUAUGGCUGUCUGUACCAUAGGGAAACCAGAGCUGAGAAUAGUUCUGGAUUGAGCUCAUGACUUCAGUGAGUGUGCUCCUUCACAAGCAGGGCUAGGGAACCUGAUAGGCCCUCCAGGUGUUGCUGGACUACAACUUCCAUGAUCCCUAACCAUUGGCCAUACUGUUCACUCUUCUGGUUUCAAGGGCAAAUUACUGUAUUUUUCGCUCUGACCAUAACACGCACAUAGUUUUCAGAGGAGGAAAACAAGAAAAAAAAUAUUCUAAACGAAACAGUGGAUGUAUGAUUUUUGUGGUUCAUGCUGUGGCCACAGACAUGUGAUCUGACGGUGAGUUUGGGGUAGCCCAAUGCAAAAAUCCUGAGGAUCCAUGUGGAUCCGUGCUUUGUAACCACGUUUUAAGUGGGGAGGGAAGGAAAAGCACUCAAGGGGCAAGGAGCACACGUGGGGUGUCUGGAGAAGGAUGCUGCUAAUAAUGCAGAAGAGGGGUAUAAGGGGAGAAGGCUCCUCUCCUCUCCCACUUUGCUCCUUUAAAACAAGCAGGCUCUGCUUCUCUCCCUCCUCCCUGGCUUAGAGAGCUGAAAAGCUUUGCUGCUAUGUCGCGAGCUGAGUGGGGAGGAGAGAGGGACAGAGAGCACGGUUUAAAGCAGCCAACCAGACAGGAGCCGUUUACACCUGUGUAAGUGGCUCCUCUCCCACUUUGCUGUUUCAAAGAGAGCCACGGAGGAGGGAAGGAAGGGGAACCAUGGAUCCUCUCCUCACGACUGCAGCAGAUCCCCCUCCCCCGCCACCCAUAGGCAUUCGCUUCAUAACACGCACAGACAUUUCCCCUUACUUUCUAGGAGGAAAAAAGUGAGUGUUAUGGUGCAAAAAAUACGGUAGGUAUUUUCUCCUGAAUAACCUGAGUAGCGUAGAGUACAUGUUACCUUAUGUUCAUGUGCACUCAGCCUGAGAAGUUGAUCAGGAUGAAGGUUAGAUAUUAAAACUGUAGUAAGUGCUUUCUGCAUCCCCAUCAGCUGGAGCUCUGAACUUCAAUCAAGUAUAUAAAUGUAAACAUAUGCUAGAAAAUUAAAGCAUAGGAGUGAUUUUUAAAGAGAGUUGAUUUUCUUGCUGUGGCUCAUAACAUGUGAGAAACAUUUUCGGAUUUGUCCAUGAUACCCAAAGCGUUGCAGCAUGUAUAUGUGUUUGUGUGCUAGUUAAUAAUAAUAAUAAUAAUAAUAAUAAUAAUAAUAAUUCCCCUCCAUCUUGAUGGGCCACCCUAGCCACCAAACACAUAGUCAAACAUUAAAAGCUUCAGAUAUAGCAACCUGACAUUCUUCUUUCAAGCCUUACAGGAAGAUUGUAGCUGAAGCUCCCAGCGAAUAGCAGAGUAGCAAAAUGAGAAAAAAGAUUUUGCCCCUGCUUCUUUUUUAAGGAAAUGAUUGAAGAGCUUCAGAAGCGAUGUAUCCAUCUGGAAUACCCUCUACUGGCUGAAUAUGAUUUCAGAAAUGAUUCGGUGAAUCCUGAUAUUAAUAUAGACUUGAAGCCAACAGCUGUCCUCCGACCAUACCAGGAGAAGAGUUUGAGAAAAAUGUUUGGGAAUGGCCGUGCUAGAUCCGGUGUUAUUGUCCUGCCUUGCGGUGAGUUGGCUGGGUUUAAGUUAAGAAGCUUUCUCAAAUUCUCUGAUUUUGGCUUAGGCUUCGUCACACAUAUGAGAGUGUUUAUUUUGCCGGAGAGCAAUCACUAAUCUGAACUUUUAUGGAUAUAUAUUUCUUGUGCUUGUAAUGUCUCUUUUCAUUCCUCUUGGAACAGCUUAUCCGACUUACUCAACUUGCAUCUACAUUUGUCUUGAGAGCGUUACCUGGGUCAGAUGUGCCAGUUAAACUUUUCCAUAUUUGUGUGACAGGCAGGACAUGCAUCACAAGUGCUUUUUCAUAUGACCACUUUAUUAGAUGUUCUCUCGAUAGAAUGCAGCUCUCUGGGGUCUUGUGCGCUUUCUAUUCUGGAUCCUACCGCACCUUGAGCUGUGGUGCAUUUCAGGCACAUUUUUGACAACUUCCCAUCUUUUUGUCCACUGCAGGUGCUGGCAAGUCACUUGUAGGAGUCACAGCUGCCUCCACGGUCCGCAAGCGGUGCCUGAUUCUGGGCAAUUCCGCCGUCUCUGUAGAGCAGUGGAAAGCCCAGUUCAAAAUGUGGUCCACCAUAGACGACAGCCAGAUCUGCCGAUUUACUUCUGAUGCCAAAGACAAGCCAAUUGGCUGCUCCAUCGCUAUCAGCACUUACUCCAUGUUGGGGCACACAACAAAGAGGUCGUGGGAGGCAGAAAAAGUAAUGGAAUGGCUGAAGAGUCAAGAGUGGGGCCUUAUGAUCCUUGACGAAGUGCACACCAUCCCUGGUAAACAAACCGUGUCCAUGUCUGUGAACAAUCCCAUUUGCCCCAGUCUUAAAUCCAGCACUACAGUCGUACCUUGGAAGUCGAAUGGAAUCUGUUCCAGAAGUCCGUUCGACUUCCAAAACGUUUGGAAACCAAAGUGUGGCUUCCGAUUGGCUGCAGGAAACAUCUGCAGCCAAUCGGAAGCUGCAGAAGCCCUGCCGGAUGUUUGGGUUCCGAAAGAACGUUCUCAAACCAGAACACUCACUUCCAUUUUUGCGGUGUUUGGGAGCCAAAACAUCCAAGUUCCAGGGCGUUCAGGGUCCAAGGUAAGGCUGUACUGAACUAGGGCAUUCCCAGUUAUUUCAUUCUGUAAUUUUGACAUGUGCUGUCACCUGGCUUCAAAAAUUAAUACAUGUUUCGGAACCCUAACAUGGGUGGAGCAUAUUGCAGUGCUGCUAGUUGCCCUGAAAACUGCUUUGUGAGCUUUCUCAAAACAAGUAGGAGCUGCAUUUUUUGUAAUACCUACUACUUGACUAUGAUUGCUUUGUAGCCUCUCUUUUCAUUAUUCUUAAGCGGAGAGGGAGUGAAAACCCAGUAUGAUUCACUAUAUGACAUUUAGAUUUAGACAUGGGCUAAACUUAUUGCAAAACUUGGAGAUUUCAUCUCUAAAAUGCGGGACUAGGGGUGGGUGGAAUCACAAACCAUCUCACCAAAAAUAUUGGGUCUUCAAACCCCCCUGAAAAAUACAAUUUAAAGACUUCCGGGGUGGCGCCACCAGCAAUGGCGGACUCCCUCUGAACUGGAGGGACUAGCUCCGCGGGAAACGGGUCUUCUCCGCUACGGCGAAGCGGGGACCCUUUUAAAAAUCACAGGCGGAUGAAGCCUGUGACCAUGGGACUCGGCGGGCACCAUUAGCGGCCCCCCAACCCGCUAAGGAACCCACUAACGGGCUCCGAAGUGAAGAGGGGGAAGUGGCGCAGUCAACUGCUAUUUCCAUGGAGCGAAGCCGCAUAGCCGUUGCUGGAGAGCGCUGCCUUUUUCCUGGGACAAUUUGGACUUUAAAAUAAGCACCCGUGAGUACUUAGACUUUGAACAAUUGGACAUCAAAUAAGGACUAGCGAGCAGAAAAGAAUUGGAUUUUAAAAACCUACUCUAAUUUGGUUCGGAACGGGAAGGUCUAAACAGGAAGUCAGCCUUCCGUUCUUUUGUAAACAGAAUAAAGCAAAGACAAUUUAAACUAGAGCUCAGAAAAUCGUCUUUAAAGGAUUGGAUUUCACCAUUUGAAAUUGUGGAACCCCCCUUCGACAGCAGGAGAGGGGGGGAUCUUUUUGGACUGUUUAAAGUGACUUUAAAGUAAAGUAACUUUCCUCCGUCCUGAUCCUUGAGCGGGGUGUCAGGACUGACGUUUGAAGUUCAUUGACCAAAGACAAGUGUUUUUGACAGAUAGCUAAAAGAAAAGAAACAUAGUGAUUCCACUGUUCCCCUUCGCAUUUUAAAGGAAUAUAUAUUGACAAAGUAUCUCAAAAAGGGAAACUUUGUUGCAAGAACAAAUAGAAGUUUUCCACCUAGAGGGAGUCUGUGAAACUGUAACCAACUCCAGGGAGCCGGCAGCUGUUACAGAUUACAACCGUGGGAACAGGCAUCUGACCUUGCAGGACAAUGUAUUCAGAAGCUUUGUUGUGUGCUCUUUAUAAAACAAAUGCCCUACUGGAACAAUUACAUGAGAAGGUGAAUUGGAUGGCGACUUCGACUAGAAAUUUUGAACAGGCAGUGGGAAAAUAUGUGGAGCCCACUCAGGAAUUAAAUCAGAAGUGUGUCUUGACAGAACAGGCCCAACAGGAAUAUGAGUUUUCGGAUUUGACAAAUGAACUUGGAAAAAGCCAGAUUUGGAAAGGAAAAGUUUGGUUUGGCUAGGAAAUGGGGGGAGGAUUGACCCCCCCUAUGCUGGGACGUUUGGACUUUUCAAAUAUGGCAGUGGGCCGUGAGAUGUUUGGGUUUGUGGGGGCUCUUAAUUUUGGAGGGUCUUUGAAACAUGCUUUUAAAUACUACAUGUAAUUCAGUGUUGAAUAUGGAAAAGGGGCUGAUCUGUCGAGAAGGGUUAAGAACAUUGUCAAGCUGGAGUUACCACGAGCAGGAGACAAAGGAAAAAACAGUUACAAAUAUGAAAAAGAGUUGCGGAAGGGACAUGGAAGAGACUUGAGGGCCUCAGAUAUAAGGUUGCCAGGUUAAUGGGCUAGAUCGACAGGAUAAUAAGGACUGACAAAACCCGGAACCAGGAGGAAGGGACGUUGGAUGAAGAUUGGAUUUGUAUCUCUUUUCUCUACCAUUAGAACUGUUUUAUAAAAUUGAUGAAUGUUAGAAAAAUGUUGGAAUGAAAUUACUUGGCUUUAGCAAAGAUGUUUAAAGAAUUAUGAAAGAAUAUUAUGGUUAUGAGAAGUUGGUAAGGAUAAGAUUUAAGUUUUAAGCUUUAAGGUUUAUUAUAGAAAGAUAAGAUUAAAACAGUUUAGGGUAAUGUAAUGACAGAAUAUUAUGAAACGGAAAGGAUUUGCUGGGAUAAUUAAUAACUAGGAUACAAAGAAAGGGAGGAGGAGGAGGUCUAAGAAAGAAGGCAAUGACAGUUAAGGAUUUGAAAAUAAUGAAUUUGUUUUUAAAUGUUUUUAUGUAUUUUUGUAUUUUUCUUUUUUUUCUGUCACUUUUUUUUAUUUUGAAUUUUUACUCAUAUGGUGGGAAGGGGUUUGUUUUUUUUCUUUUUCUACUUUGUCAACUAUUUUUAUUUGUACUUUCUUUUGCUUCUAUUUAAUUUUUUUCUUUUUGUAACACUUUGAAAAUUUUAAUAAAUAUCAUUUUUUUUUAAAAAAAAAGAAAAAUACAAUUUAAAAAGCAUACUUUUUCUUACCAAAUUUAAUAUUGUUCUGUUUAUUUUAAAAAUUAUAAUAAUGUGCUCGCCUUUCCAUACUAGGAUGGACCCCCUCCUCCCCCGAAAUAUGAUAUGAUUUUGCAACUGGGAAUUCUUCUUUUAUUAAGCAAUUAAUAUACUAAGGAUGUGGUCUGUGUAUAUUUACUUGGAAGUAUCCUACUAAGUUUAACAGACUUACAGUCAGGGAAGUAUAUAUAGAAUUGCAGCCUGGAAUUCUAAGCAUAGCAGAUUUAAUUCCCAUCUUGUAGGUUGUCCCUAGUUUUCUCAACUUCAAAAAUUAUAAAGAGGCUGCUUACUUUUGAUUUGAUUAAUGCUUGUAGAGCAUAAAAAAUAAGACUAAACCCACCUGGUUAAAGAAAAUUUCUAAUCUAAUGUGGCUCUUCGAAAUAGGCAUAUUUUUGCCUAAGCCUUUUCAUGUUACUCACAGUUCUAAAAAUAAAUGUGGCGCUUCAGCUUGAAUGCCUUUCUAAAUAUCCCUUUUCGAAAUCAAGCAUAAUCUGUUCUUCUGUGAUUCUUCAGCAAAAAUGUUCAGGCGUGUUCUGACCAUUGUUCAAGCCCAUUGCAAGCUUGGGCUGACAGCUACUCUUGUCAGAGAAGAUGACAAAAUCGUAGACUUGAAUUUCCUCAUUGGGCCUAAACUGUAUGAAGCCAAUUGGAUGGAGCUGCAGAACAAUGGCUAUAUUGCAAAAGUCCAGUGUGCUGAGGUAAAUUAUACCUUGCUCCUUAAAGCUGUUGUUCUUCCUUGGACUCCUGAUUAUGUUCUUAAACAUUCAGAUUAUGUUCUUAAACAUUCAGAGUAGCCACAGAAUUGCUUUUUCUGUAGAUCAAUUUCUUUUUUCUAACCUAAAACUCUGAAAUGUCUAUCAUUGGGUAUACGUCCAUGGGUUAUAAUGCUCCUAUUCUGCAAUGAGUUUUCCCCUAUCAUGGAAUUUAAAAUCAGGAAACAGGACUGAUACAAAUCAUGGCAAAUUUUCCCAGUAUUAAAUCUGUUAGCUUUUCAGCUAUUGCACACAGCUGAAAAAUGAAGAUGCUACAAAUACUACAGUCUUAAGCACUCUUGAGCAAUUGUUUGCUUACAGUGGUCUUUUUAUAUAUAUUUGCCUUACUAAAGCCCUUUUCUGGUAUUCAUCUUCUGAGUUAAAAAAGCACCAUGGAGGGUGGCAGCAGUGAUGAGUAUGCUACUGUCCCUACUUAAUUUGCUGGAGGGGGGAAACUAAUGCAUUCAUCUCUGUGUCUCUCUCUCCCCACCCCCAAGCGUUUGCUUAGUUCAGAAGAAGAAUGCCUGAAGAGAGCUUUCGUCUUGCAAAUAGACAGUAUAUAAAAAUCCUCUCUCAGAAAGUUGCAUUUUGAGUUAACCCAUUUUUACCAUGUGAAAUAACCAGUCUGCUUUGAAACGCUCAGUUCUCCUCAGCAACAGCAGAGGGCAGCGCCCCAUUGCAUGAUCAGGCAACGCUGUGUUUGGGGCAUGUGAGUUGAACUAUUUCUUGUUAACUUGAAACCAGAGAGGUGGAUGGCAGGAACUGCUGCACAGGGUUUACUGCUCGUAAGGGUGAGAAUACUGGAUGAACUGCAGCCAGAAUGGUAUUUGCCCAGAAGUGGGAAGAAGAUGCUGUACCAACUAAGGAAGAGCGGCUGAUUAAAUUGAUGGAUUAUGCUGAAAUGGCAAAACUGGCAGGUGUAAUAAGAAAUGGGGGGGGUGAUCUUAAAGAGUGGGGGAAAUUUUUAGAAUAUUUGAAAAUUUCUGGCAUACAGGCACGUUCAUUAGUAGGAUUAAUUUAAACCAAGCAGUUAAAAUUGUACUAAGAUAAAUGGAAGAAUAACAAAAAAAUGGAGUAAAGUGGAAAAUGCAGUGUUAUACAAUCUAAAUUAGAAAAGGAACCACAAAAGACUGGGUGAGGGAAGUCAAAUAUGCAAUUGUAUUGGAGGUAUGUGUUUGUAAGGUGUGUAUUUGUCAACUUUUGAAAAAUGGAAAAUAACAUUUAUUUUAAAAAGAGAAUACUGGAUAAUCUGGCAGGGUGACCCAGAGGCCUGAAAGUACCCGAACCUAGAAAUAUCACUAAAAGUAGUCUACCCCAUAUUGGGGGGUGGGAGUGUGACAUCACACAUUUCUCUUACUUUUAUUAAGCAUUGCUUCACGUCUUGAAAGGUAGCAGUGAGAGAGGAUGCACAGGUGAGUCAUCUAUCCUCAGCUCAUUGUGUUUAGACACAAUGCACUGAUUUACGUUGUCCAAGGGAUGCAGUGAAUAAUUUUCCUUCUUCUUUUUAGGUUUCCUUUUAAAAAUUCACAAACAUCCUUUUUCAAUUGUGAAUAUCUCCUCUUGUUGAGGUGCUGUGUGGCUCCUUCAUCCUUUUUUAUCAUACAGCAUAACCUAUAGACUUUUAUCAUAGUUCUCUUCUGAGAAAUAUCUUACAGAAAUAUCCUGACUGGAAUCUAACUUUGUUUUAUUUGGCUUAAACAUAGGUAUGGUGCCCAAUGUCUCCUGAGUUCUACAGAGAGUAUGUGGCUAUUAAAACAAAGAAGAGGAUAUUGCUCUAUACAAUGAACCCAAACAAAUUCAGGGCUUGCCAGUUCCUGAUUAAGUUUCAUGAGCGAAGGAAUGACAAAAUCAUAGUCUUUGCAGACAAUGUGUUUGCUUUGAAGGAGUAUGCAGUUAGGCUGGGCAAGUAAGUAUUGAAUGAAGCAUAGACAUGAAGAUAUAUAUGUGUUAUGCUUACCCAUAUGUUUCAUAUCCACAGUAAAAUGGAAUGGUGAACAGCAUUGACUCGCUUAGUCUUUUCCCAGUGCUGUCAAAAAUAGCAUUUGGUUUUUCUGCUGAUUCUCCUUCCUCUUAAAAAACAAACUAUAGUGAUGGAGAGCAAGAGAUUAUUAUAAACAUCUAUACAAUUUGCAGAAGCAAUAUUUGGAGGAAGGGUUCAAAUCUUGGAUCAUAUGUAAAAUUGUAUUCUAAUUAAGAGAUUGUAUCCAACACUAUUUGUGAAUGGAGCACACUGAGCCAGUUCCUACAGUACCAGGGUCUAUAGAGCCAGAGUCCGGACCUUUAAAGGUGCCUUCCCCUAGGCUGGAGGAACUGAGGGCCUCACAAAGUACUUCACCAAUUCAACAGUACAAGAAGCGCACCAGGAGGCCAUGAAGUGUGGGAUAAAUUCCUGAUUUCAGGCCAAGUGUUGGCCUUUUGUUCCCAAAAAGCGAUAGAGCCUAGGAGUAGUGGACUGGAGGCCAAGACUUCGAAGGCCUCCGGUCACUUCCGCUCCCUGUCAGAGGAAGUUGCCCAGUCAGAGCUCUUGGCAGAACUGUGACACUGACCCUCCAUACCCUGUGGGCUCUUCUGCAGGAGCAGAACUGGAUACCUACAUAAACUUUAAACUGAACAAAAUGAGAUUUUUAUUAAGAAAUGUUCAGUGGUGUGGGGCUUGACUGGACAAAAGUGCUGUUGCUCAGAGAGAGCAACAGAACUUGUUUAAUGUUGCUUUAACUACUUCUAAAAAGGGGUUUAUCUUAUGUGGAGAAUUGUGAGGACAGUUGGAAACUUAUUCAAAUAAGUCACAUUAGAUACGUUUAGGCCAUAGUUCAGUCAUAGUAACAUGCUUUACAUUUGGAAAGUUCAGAUUCAGUCGCUGACAUCACCACUUAAAAAUAUCAGGGACCAGAUGAUGCAGAAGAAAUCAAGUCCCCGGAGAGCCACCAUCAAAGCAGACAAUACUAGGCUAGAUGUCCAACUGGUUUCAUUAAGAUGUAAAGAAAAACUCUGGUUUAUUAUUAUUAUUAUUAGUGGAAUGAGUUACGGUGAGGCUCUGGAUUGCGUAGUCUUCUGGCACAGCUGCGAGGAGGAGACGGGAGCUUUUGCAUAUGGACAAGCUGAGACCAAGACAACUUGGGUCCUAACCCAUCAUUUGAAGCUGACUUGAUUCCACAAACCGUAGUUAAGAUUAACCACAGCUUGCUCAAGUUCAGAUGUAAUGACAAGAUGCAGUUAAUAAAAAAUGGAAGGGAGAGCUUCCCACCUGCCUGUCAUUGUGCUGGAAGAGGAGAGGGAGAGCAAAAGCACAAGAGCCCCAGCUUCACUUCAGCUGAUUCCUUUAAUGAUAAAGUAUCAUUAAAUCCAAACAUAACCAGUGUCUGACGCGGUAGAGCAGUGCUUACGGUUGUUUAUUUUGAAUUGACCUACAUUCUGAAACUUACCGGUUCAUUAUUUCCAACCCAGCGAUGGUCGCUUUGCCAAUAUUUGCCGAUGAAUAUAAGCAUAAUAGCAAUGUGGGAGCAAGUUUUACCACAUGCUUUUUUGUUUCUAUAGUUACAAAUCACCUUUGCCUCAGGACAGGGUAUACUGUUUAAUGUACAGGUACAAAAAUGCUGUCUAAGAACCAUAGAAGUACUGUGUCGAGUGGUGCUCGUUACUGCACAAAACAGCAAAAUUGCUCAUGGUAGCUGGGAGAUACUGUGCCCUCACUCUCAAGUCAUGCUAAGCCGAGCCAUGGUUUAGCAUGAACAAGCAAAGAGCAGAGGUUGAAGCCACUGUUCUCCCUCCCUUCACCAGCCAUCUGGUUACUAUGUCAGGCUAUGGUUUCACUUAGUAUGUUGUUUGAGCUAUGGUUUGUGGUUUAGCUCUCUUCCAGACAAACCACAACCUGGAACCAAGGUCAGCUCUAUGGUUUGCAACUCAUACAUUGUCUGGAGAGAGCUAGACAACAAAUCUGCAUAGUCUUAAGCAUUGUUUGGCACUGCAUGUGAACCUGGCCUGUGUGAAUCUGAAUCUACCAAGAAACUGAAAUCCAUAUAUUUUCUCAGAUGUGUUGUAUAUAUCCCUUUUUCUCUCUCUUCCUUUGGUUUUGUAAAAAGAUACGGUUGCUCUUUUGUGUGGUUUCUUCUUCUUCUUCUUCUUCUUCUUUUUGGCCAAGUAAACAAGACAUUUCUUCCUCCCUAGAUGGUUUUACUUCUGUAAAGCCUAAACAGUCUCUUUGGUUGCUGUUCUUGACCAAGCUCUUUAGGCUCAGCAACCUGGAUACUCUGUCCCAAAGGGUGCAGGGACACUCCCAGAAAAAAAAUUAAUCCACAGGGCAGCUUGUUACGCAAGGACACGAGUGGGAAGGGGGAAGGGAGGACACAGCUGUUAAUGUGCUAACUCAGUGAAUUUAACAAAAGAAAACACCUUUUUUAUUUUAACAGCUGCUGCUAUCCUUUCAUGUAGGAUUAGCAGAUAAAUUCAGCCCACUGAUCUGUUGAGUCAGGAGGCACACAUCAAGCGAAUAACAUUUACAACUGUCUGGAUUUAUUUCUUUGGAAGGGGUGUCGGGAAGAAUGGGUUUAUCUUCAGGCGGGUGGGUCCUCAGUGCAGUCGGCAAAGAAUGCUGCAAGGAAAGCAAAGUAUUUUUGUAUUUUGAAUGGAAUGUGGAAAAUAUGCGAAACAGAUUUAUUUUAAAAUUCCCAUGGUUUUCGAGUCUUCGUAAUGCCUGUUCCACAUACCUGAGUCCAUGGGACAGAAGGCGACACCCGUUCAUCACAAUUUUUUGUGUCCUUUUUUCUAUUUAGACCCUAUAUAUAUGGGCCUACAGCACAGGGGGAAAGAAUGCAGAUCCUACAGAAUUUCAAACACAACCCCAAAAUCAACACCAUCUUUAUUUCAAAGGUAAUGGAAAGCGAUCUGUUAGUUACCAAAUUGGCUUGGGAUGUUACAUGGCUUAUUUUGAGCAGCCUGUGAAACGGCUAUAAUGUUGACAGAUUUAUUUAUUUACUUUACUGUAGCCCACAAAUCUGCAUUGCUUGUUAAAGAGUUGUUUGCUUUUAUUUUCAAUGCUGGAAACAACACAUUCGUUAAGAGGUUGUUUCUGUAUUGUAGGUAGGAGACACGUCCUUUGAUUUGCCAGAAGCCAAUGUCCUCAUUCAGAUUUCGUCCCACGGCGGGUCUCGAAGGCAGGAGGCUCAACGAUUGGGUCGAGUGCUGAGAGCCAAAAAAGGUAACUCAAGGCCUGUGCCCCUGAAAGUCUUCCAUUUUAAUGGGACACUCAAGCAUGAAAGUAACAUAAGUCAACUCAUGUAGCCGACUAAGCAUGUACAAUUUGCCAUUGUGCUAGUUUGUCACUAUCAGCUCCAGGUCACAGGUUAAAACAAAAUUCAAGGGUAGUUCUAAAACGUGCUGCAGUAGGGGGCCAUCUUUCCCUUUGUCUUUCUUGCCUAAUCGCUCCUCACAUGACACUGAGCAUUAGCAUUUUGUAUGUCUUGUAAAGACACACUUUCGCAGGCCUUGUGCUCAAGGGGCUCUGUUCUAAUUGUUCUUACUGAACUUCCAAGGCAGCUGUGUUAGAGUUCUAAGGUGUGUCUGUUGCAUAGUACUAGGAUCUUUGCAUAGGAUUUGGGGCUUGGAUGAACAUGCUUCCUGCUGCUUUGCUGAUCAUUUUUAACACCUUGACCAGCAAAGGGCUCUAUGCAUGUGGCAGUGUGCUGCUGGCAGUAAUGGCACCCAGCUCUUAGAAUCGUAGGUUUGGAAGGGGCCCCAAGGGUCAUCUAGUCUAGUACAGCCCUUCGAUGCAAGAAUCUGUCACCCAACAUGGGGCUCAGACCCACUUCCCUGAGAUUAAGAGUCUUGUGCUCUUCCCAACAGAUAUCAUUGGAUUGGGGGAGAUUAGAAUUAUCCAGUGUUUAAGCAUAGGGAUAAUGGGAAGUAAUUGCAUGGAAUAAAGAAUUCCUGCCUACAUUGAUGUGUGUGUGUUUCUUUCAAAUGAAGGCAUUGUUAGGGGGAAAGGAAACAAGAAUAAAUAUGAAACAUAAGAAUAGUUGCUAACACCAAAUAGCUGAAUUUUACUACUUAUAGUAGAAGGUUGUAUUUUAGCUUGCUUUACAUGACCUUAUGGAAAGAAUUCUAACGGUGUUGUGUCUUUGGUUUAUAGCUUGGGUGUACCUCAUAUCCUAAUACAAUCCUAGCUACUCAAGUGAAAUAUUGGGUAUGGAGAACAUACAAACAAAAAACCACUGAUUUCAUAUAUGACAUGUAUAGGUUGGUUGAUGCGAAAUAUUCUUUGUGCACUACACACCAGAAGGGUAUGAUUCUGCAAUUACUGCAAACGCUGAAUGGAGGGUGGCAGAAGGAAACCUGGCUCCUGCCCAGUUGACUUAGAGAGACCAGGGUGCUUUGAGCUGAAAUAACCACUUGGGACUUUUGCCCAUCUAAGGGGAGCUCUUUUCCUUUGCCUAACUGCAGCUGUUGAAUUGGCAGCUGGUGGUUUACUUGAUUAUCAGCGAUCGUCGGCUGCUGACAUGGCAAUAAGAUAACUACAAAAUGUUUGUUUCUUGACAUCCUGACGUGCUUUUAUGUGCUACUACUUCUCUAGGAAUGGUUGCAGAGGAGUACAAUGCCUUCUUUUAUUCCCUGGUCUCCCAGGACACUCAAGAAAUGGCAUACUCAACCAAACGUCAACGGUUUCUAGUAGAUCAAGGCUACAGCUUUAAGGUAAUGUUGUCCCCCGUUAACUUGCAAUAUUUUUUACAGUGACUGGCACCUGAGUGUUCUGUGGAUCAACAACGCCGCAACUUAGAAACACAGUAACACUGCACUAACUUUAUUACCUCUGGUUCUGUGUUGCUCAUAAAGAGAUAAAGGUGGGACAACAAUCACAUCAAAUAUGUUGCUUCACCUUGGUUAUUUAAUAGUUAAUUGUUUAGAAGUUGCACUGUUACUGAUACAAACUCGAAUUUAUUUAUUACACACACACCCUGCUCUUUUCUUGAAUUAGCUCAAGGCAACAUGUACAGCUCUCCUCUAUUAUCCUACCAAAUAGGCUGGAUAAUAGAGAGUGGGAUGGAGGGGGUUAGGCCUUAGAUCACCCAGUGGGCUUCAUGUCUAUGUGGGAAACUGAACUUUGGCACUCCCCAGUCUUAGUCCAAUUCCAUAACGCAGGGGUAGCCAAAAUAGUGCCCUUCAGAUGUUGUACUACAACUUCCAGCAGUCUCAGCCAGCCCAGUCAGGGAUUCUUCUGCUAAACACUGUAUCACCCCGGCCCAUUAUUUCCUCAGAUGAUGAUGAUGAUAAUAAUAAUAAUAAUAAUAAUAAUAAUAAUAAUUAAUUAAUUUAUUCAUACCCCGCCCAUCUAGCUGGGUUUCCCCAGCCACUCUGGGCGGCUUCCAGCAAAACACUAAAAUACAAUAACCUAUUAAACAUUAAAAGUUUCCCUAAACAGGGCUGCCUUCAGAUGUCUUCUAAAAGUUUGGUAGUUAUUUUUCUCUUUGACAUCUGGUGGGAGGGAGUUCCACAGGGCGGGCACCACUACUGAGAAGGCCCUCUGCCUGGUUCCCUGUAACUUGGCUUCUUGCAGCGAGGGAACCGCCAGAAGGCCCUCAGCGCUGGACCUCAGUGUCCGGGCAGAACAAUGGGGGUGGAGACACUCCUUCAGGUAUACUGGACUGAGUACAGUGCCGCAUCCAUAAGCUUCACUAUGAGAGGCGUAGUUAAUUUCUGUAUGUAACAUCUCUCUCCCUUCCUGUGUCUCAGGUGAUCACUAAACUUGCAGGUAUGGAGGAGGAAGAGCUUAUGUUUUCAUCCAAGGAAGAUCAGCAGCAGCUUCUCCAAAAGGUUUUGCAAGCAUCAGAUAUGGAUGCUGAGGAAGAGGUGGUUGCAGGAGAGUACGGCUCAAAGUCAUCUCAGGCAAGUGGAUAUCAUGGUAGCCUGUCAAGUUUGAUGUGGAGCAAAGAGGAAUUUAAUGUUCAACGCCGCUCACCACACCCACCGCCCAAGGGAAGUGGCCCUGCCUCUACCUGCUUCAGUGGCAGUGGCUUCUAUGAUGAAUGAGAGGAAAGGAAGUAGAAAGUUAUUUUCCCCAUUCCUGUCCAUCCUGCAAGAAAGAAUAAAAGGAGGGAGUUUCUUUCAGGAUACAGGUAGUGAAUGAUUAUGAGGGGACACAACCUCGCUCCGAAAAUAAAGUGUGUGUGUGUGUGUGUGUGUGUGUGUGUAACUAUCACAAAUCUUGUUCACACAUCAUAUGAAUGUAGGGGUUUCAUAUGUAGAACAGACAUUGCUACCCUGACAUUGCACUUUCUGCUGGUCCUAGCCUCUCCACUCCCACAUGGCAGUUCAAGUGUAGGCACACUCUGCUCAGUUGAGACGUCUGUGUGAAAAAGGGUUGCAGGCUGUGCCUUAGACGGUAGACGUUACUAAAUUCUUACCCUCUGUCCUUCUAGGUUUCCCGGCACUAUGGCACAAUGAGCUCUAUGUCUGGAGCAGAUGAUACAGUUUACAUGGAAUACCAAGCCUCACGAAGCAGGGGCUCCUCAAAUAAACACGUCCAUCCCCUUUUCAAACGCUUUAGGAAAUAGUACAAGGAGAGUGCAUUAUGCAUCUCUUCUUCCUGUAAGAAGAGGAGAUAGAUGAGUGAAGCAAACUCGUAUUUUACAAAUGGACUUUACCUUUAUUAUUUAUGUGUGGUAUUUCGUAGGUAAUGCUUUCAAUUUUUAUUUAACAGUUUAAAGAUGACUUCAGAAUAAUUCUCAGCUGAGGAAACUAUUUUUUGCAUAUGUUUGUUACAAGUACACGGUAAAGGUUCAGAUAUCUUGAAAGCACUGAAUAAAAAUACUCUGUACAAAAACUACCCGU
Messenger RNA from Podarcis lilfordi (Lilford's wall lizard), 21149 nucleotides. NCBI's taxonomy places the organism in Eukaryota, Metazoa, Chordata, Lepidosauria, Squamata, Lacertidae. The record is from the annotation of a GenBank genome assembly.